Messenger RNA from Gryllus bimaculatus (two-spotted cricket), 1006 nucleotides. Lineage: Eukaryota; Metazoa; Arthropoda; Insecta; Orthoptera; Gryllidae. The record is from the annotation of a GenBank genome assembly.
AUGAAGUUGCGAAUGAACCUGAAAGAUAUCGAUACGAGGUUGAAAGAUGAAGAGGAACGUCUGAAACAGAAAAUGCAUGCACACGGUGCGAGAAUUCGGCAAUUUGAUGAAGCAGCAAAGAGACGCCAACAACAAUCAGCCUUCGCUUUCGACCAAAAGAAAUUGUAUAGCCAGCUGCAGAAUGGCAAUUUCCGAGUUCCGAGUCCAUGAUUCACUAGCUGCGCCGCCGUCAGCGCCACCAUCGCCGCCAGCGCCAGCAACGCCCGCAUCACCGCCGUCAGCCUAGUGCGCACGCCCGUCUCUUCCUUCACUGAACGAGAGCGGGAAGCGAAACACACCGCAGAGAAAACUGAAAAUACAGUUGGACACACGUGGUCGUGCGACGAUGAACGCUGUGUGUGUGUCUCGUAUGUUGUGAAUUCAAGACGGAAUACUCCGAACGUAAAAGAAGCGAAAAUUGGACGAGUGAAGAGAAGGUACGUAGAUCUUAUUAAGCUGCAAUUGGAACUAGUUUCCCAGUUCCUUCGUAUAUUAAGUAGAAAGGAAAAUUCCACAUCUGUUAAUAAAGCGAAGGCUCAAGCGUGGAAAGAUCUAACCAAUAAGUACGUUAAAGAAGCGGAUCCUGAUAAUGUAGAACACCUAUUGGAUGAUGGAAACUUGUAUAACGUGCAAUUUGACCUAAGGAAGGCGACCUUUCAGGUGCAGAAAGACUACAGGCGGAAGAAAGAUAACAGGCUGGCAGAGUUGCCAGAAAACUGCAGUUCAUAGAUAAACAGUUCAAAAACAUGCGUGAGCAACACAAAGUUGUCAUGCAACAUAAGGAAAUAUUGUUGAGGUUAUUGAAGGAAGCAGCGAAUAAAAAAAUAAACAAUUUUCAGAAGUUUUUAUUCAGUAGUACUUAAUUUAAUCAUUUUGACUGGUUUGAAGUUUUUUUACGAGAGAAGCUGUGAAAAUCUUCAAAAAGACACUGAGAAGGGUCCGCACUCCACAGCAGUGUGAGUUUAUU